AUGUCGUCUAUGGAUUCUAGACUGAACAUGAUUGAAACGGAUUCCUGUCCUAAUUUUUCCUCGAACAGUACGGAUGCAUGUUCCUUAGAUUGUUUACCAUCGACAUCAUGGGGAAUGGAUUCCAAUGCUCACUUCUCGUGGAAUUUGUCGGACUCGAACAAAGGGCUUAAAGAAGAAAAAUUGAAGACUAAAUAUGUGACCCUGCUUGUGAAAAAUAUUCCUCCUCCAACUUUGAACAGUCCUUCUCCCUGGCAAUACUUGAAUUUUUCGGAACGAUUUGCGACGUUUCACCACUGGCCUAAAUAUUUAAGAGGUCCGGCGAAAAAGGAUUUGGCUCGAGCGGGUUUCAUUUACACGCGCAUCAGAGACAAAGUCACCUGUUUCUCCUGCAGAAUGACCCUAAAAAACUGGGAACCACAAGACGAUGCCUACAAUGAACACAUACGAUGGUCAAAGCAUUGUCCGUAUGCUAAGAUGGUAACAGAUGGAAAGUUGGCAAGAGGAUAG
This is a messenger RNA of Magallana angulata, 507 nucleotides long. Its product is annotated as baculoviral IAP repeat-containing protein 3-like. Bases 1 to 507 code for a protein of 168 amino acids. Gene Ontology annotation, cellular component: cytoplasm; nucleus. The record is from RefSeq and is a predicted model, not a curated record. NCBI's taxonomy places the organism in Eukaryota, Metazoa, Mollusca, Bivalvia, Ostreida, Ostreidae. The transcript has a single exon.